This is a messenger RNA of Pseudogymnoascus verrucosus, 1323 nucleotides long. RefSeq lists its product as uncharacterized. Lineage: Eukaryota; Fungi; Ascomycota; Leotiomycetes; Thelebolales; Thelebolaceae. The record is from RefSeq and is a predicted model, not a curated record. The coding region runs from base 56 to 1168 and encodes 370 amino acids. The transcript is spliced from 2 exons.
CACCAUCAGUCGUGUUCAAUGAACCUAUGUUUUCAUAACGAAAAUCGCCGCGACGAUGGGAUUAGGCACCGCUACAAUGGUGUCGUCGGUAUUGGGUAAAAGAUCGCGUAUGCGAACAUACGCAAACCGCGUCAGGAAAGACACAGCGGAUUCACCAGGAAAGAGAGUCUGUAUCGAAGUUGUCAAGCCUCUCCAAGACAUUACGAACACUCUACCUGUCGUGCCUCUGCCGGUGCCAAAAAGCAAAAGGUCAAUUACGGACUAUUUCGCAAAACCACCAGCUUCAGCAAACCCCUCAUCCUCUGACACCAACCCCUCAUCUGAUCAGCCUCAAGAACACAUUCAUUCCAGCCCUUCCUCAUCGUCGAAGACUCCCCCAUCUUCACCACCUCCUCUGGAACCAUAUCAUACCGGCAUAAAACCAGCAAGUCGAAAACGUCGGAGGUUAACAACAAGGCCACGGGCUAUCCAAGCAACAAGACCUCAAACCACCAAACCUGACAAAAUGAUGUCUCCUGAAUACUUCGACCGUCCUGUGUCCAGCAGCGACUCGGACAGUUUCUAUUCUUCCAGCUGGGAGGGUAGUAUUAUCGACGGAUACACUGCAACCCAGGACACUGCAGCCCAGGGCGCUACGCUCCAGGACAAACUUGCCAAACAUCCCAUGGCUACCGCGAUCUUCCGCUCUAACUCAUUUACGAGCUCUCCUGCCAAGGGUCCUAAGGAGACCGGAAGAGCCCGAUCCAAGACGAGGGCAGGUGGUGAGGGUAUGGUUGGAGAAUUUUCCGACAUGGUCUACCCCAUUCCAGCCAACUACAGCUAUAUCAUCAUGGGUCCCACUUGGGGAACUACCACUCCCACCGAAGGCUCUAAGGGCCGUGAUGCUGAGAAGGCUUACCCAAUUCCAGCUUACUCUGACUCUUCCAGCAAGGUCGAGGUCAACCCAGCCAGAUCCAGCAAUGGAGGAAAUGAGGGCGGACAGAAGGAGAAUACCAAGCCUGCCAAACUUGUUCAGACUCAGAUCAACCUUGGUCAGAAUCCCAUCACCACUUGCAAUGUCUGCAAAUUUACACUCAACCGUACCGUCGUUGAGGACGUCAAGGCCCACGACAAAUUCCACCAGGCGUUUGUCAACCUUGCCUCGAAGCUUGAUAUGGAUGAAUUCUGAAGACGCAAGAAGAUCGACGGGUUCUGCGCCGAGUCAGUUACAAGCACAUAUCGGUGUACAGGCUUGAGCUUUGUUACAGUGUUCAUUGAUGCGGAGUUAGGUUUCGGUGUUUCGGGCAUAUUCACAGGGUCGGCAUAUUCAUGGGGCCAGGCAUA